Messenger RNA from Castor canadensis (American beaver), 1922 nucleotides. RefSeq names its product Tax1 binding protein 3 (gene Tax1bp3). Gene Ontology annotation, cellular component: postsynaptic membrane; postsynaptic density; adherens junction. NCBI's taxonomy places the organism in Eukaryota, Metazoa, Chordata, Mammalia, Rodentia, Castoridae. Gene Ontology annotation, biological process: embryo development; cell-cell adhesion; receptor clustering. The record is from RefSeq and is a predicted model, not a curated record. Gene Ontology annotation, molecular function: protein kinase binding.
GCCGAGCUGGGCUGCCUUUGUUAACCAGAGAGGGCGCGGCAGUGGGCAUUCCUUCGGUUGCGGGCUUUGCGGAGCCGUGUUAGGUUGCCAGAUUGAGGUCGAGAUGUCCUACAUCCCGGGCCAGCCGGUCACUGCCGUGGUGCAAAGAGUUGAAAUUCAUAAGCUGCGCCAAGGUGAGAACUUAAUCCUUGGCUUUAGCAUUGGAGGUGGAAUUGACCAGGAUCCUUCCCAGAAUCCUUUCUCAGAAGAUAAGACAGACAAGGGCAUUUAUGUCACACGGGUAUCUGAAGGAGGUCCUGCUGAAAUUGCUGGGCUGCAGAUUGGAGACAAAAUCAUGCAGGUGAAUGGCUGGGACAUGACCAUGGUCACACACGACCAGGCCCGGAAGAGGCUGACCAAGCGCUCGGAGGAGGUGGUGCGUCUGCUGGUGACCCGGCAGUCGCUGCAGAAGGCUGUGCAACAGUCCAUGCUAUCGUAGCACCUGGCCAUAGUCCCCGAUUUGUGCCUGUUUGUACAGUGACACCACUUCUACAUUCUGCCUGCCCCUUGUCCCGGCUUCUGUGUGCUGGGCCCCAGCUCAGAAGGGCGGCAACUGAUCCUGGGGCUGAGACAGUCUUCCCUCCCUUCUCACUCUCAGCUCAAGGCCCUGGGACCAGCUCUUUCCCUUGGACACCGGGGACUGGAAACGAGGGUCUGGAGCUGACUGGUUGAGCAUCUGCAGUGACUACAGGCUUAGUCCCAGACCUGCUGCCUGGGCACAGUAGUGCCCAGGCAAGCAGGAAACACUUUUCUGAGAGCUGCCAAAGUUGGGAAAUGCCAGGUGGGACUGCCUUUCCCUGUUUGCCCUGGCUGGAUAACACUGCCAGAGACACUAAGAAGGUUGGGCAGGCUCCCAUUCUUCCCCACUCCCCUGAAGGAUUUGGCUUCCCAGGGCUUGCCUGCUUACAGGAUUUAGAUGAGGUUCAAGGCUGACAUUUCAAGGCAGCUUUCAGGAUUGCCAUUUUUCUCUAUGCCUGUGGACUUAACUUUUAUAUUUUUUAAAUCACAACUUUGAUACAAAGCAUUUUUAUCUUACUAUUUGGAAGUGCCAAUUCCAUUUUUGAAUUUAGCUUACUAAUUCACAUCUGGUUGCAGCUACCCAGCGCAUAAACAAGUUUUAUUUUGGUUACUAUGGAAAUGGGGCAGUAUGAUGCCACCCUACACCUGACAUCUUGUACCCAAUAAACAAUGCUGGAACUCCCAAAGGAUCUUUGCUAAGCCAUGGGGUUAGGGAUAUUUGGGGGUGGAUUGGGACAAGUGUUCUGGUUUUAGGAUGGCUGGCUUAUUCUCUGCUGCUGUGGGAUGAAGCCCAAGUCUUCCCAGGACCACCUUGCCUGGAAAGUGGCUGGUAGUACUUUACAAGUCUCAGUGGAAACAUGUUAUACUGUUGCCUUUUGGGUGUCACUGUGAAGCCCCGAGUUCCUAAUAAUUACAUAAUUUCCUUUGUGUAACUGAGAUUCAGCUCCCAACUGAGAAGGGCUUCAUGGGCACUCACCUGACCCUGAAACUCAAGAGUACAGAACCAUAGCCAAGGAUGUAACCCCAGAUGUUCACAGUGGUUGAGCUGGCUAGACUGUGAGCCAGGGAGCACCUGAUCGGUGCCUAACAGCUCUGGGAGAUGGUCACUCCUAGACUUGCCUGGCACUGCCAAGUCAGACUUAUAAAGAAAAGUUCAGAGGACUGGGAAUGUAUCUCAACAUAGAUCACUUGUCUAGCAUCUACAAGGUCCUGGGUUUGACUCAUAGCAUCCCCCACAUCUCCCAAAUCCAGAAUUAAAAUUUCCCAUUUUAAAAGUGUAGCACCCAAUAACUUUUGGAGUGCUGGAGCUCAAACCCAGGGCCUCAUGUAACUACACACUCUACUACUGAGCUAUAGCCCCCAUU